Molecule: messenger RNA, 1401 nt
Organism: Artibeus jamaicensis (Jamaican fruit-eating bat)
Lineage: Eukaryota; Metazoa; Chordata; Mammalia; Chiroptera; Phyllostomidae
Gene: DUS4L
Product: dihydrouridine synthase 4 like
Exons: 8
Coding region: 354-1307 (317 amino acids)
Biological process (GO): tRNA processing
Molecular function (GO): tRNA dihydrouridine synthase activity; flavin adenine dinucleotide binding
Source: RefSeq, a predicted model, not a curated record
CGCCGCCCGUUCGCCCCGCCCACGGCUUCGGACUUGCCGGGAGCAUUGACUUAAUAGAUAGCAGGUGGUAGGAUCCUGACCAGGAGCAGUGUUUGUCCCAGAGCAGGCGGUCGCCGAGGGUUUAAGCCCACCUGGGAAUCCGAAGCCUCGGGGCCGCCGCUUUCUGCCGUCUCUCGCCGCGCCACUGGGGCUUGAGUGAUUCCAGGGACGUAAAGACCCAGAACCAGUGCACCAGUGGACAGCUUCAGAUCACAUUGAAGCACCACCACCAACCACCUACACAAGUGACACACUGAAGGGAAGGACUCAUCAGGCACCAGAGCCCCACUGAGAUUUGAAACAAAACGGUGUCUAUGAAGAAAGACUGCAUACAAACCACAGUAUGUCAAGAAAGAAGAAAAGAUCCAGUAGAAAUGCUUCAUUCUGGGCAGCUGGUUAAAGUCUCUGCCCCAAUGGUUCGAUAUUCAAAGUUGGCUUUUAGAACACUAGUCAGAAAGUACAGUUGUGAUCUGUGCUACACACCAAUGAUAGUUGCUGCUGAUUUUGUCAGAUCUGUAAAAGCCAGAGACAGCGAAUUUACCACAAACCAAGGUGAUUGCCCACUGAUUGUUCAGUUUGCUGCUAAUGAUGCAAAGCUUUUAUCUGAUGCUGCUCGUAUAGUUUGUCCUUAUGCAAAUGGAAUAGACAUUAACUGUGGUUGCCCUCAGAGGUGGUCAAUGGCAGAUGGUUAUGGAGCUUGCUUAAUAAACAAACCAGAGCUUGUUCAAGAUAUGGUGAAACAAGUAAGAAAUCAAGUGGAAAAUCCCAGAUUUUCAGUAUCUAUUAAAAUAAGGAUCCAUGAUGAUCUGACAAGAACUGUAGAUCUUUGUCGAAAGGCUGAAGCAACAGGUGUUUCCUGGAUUACAGUCCAUGGGAGAACUGUUGAAGAAAGACAUCAACCAGUUCACUAUGAAGCCAUUAAAAUAAUUAAGGAAAAUAUGUCUAUACCUGUCAUUGCUAAUGGAGACAUCAGAAGCUUAAAAGAAGCAGAAAAUGUAUGGCAUAUUACUGGGACAGAUGGUGUGAUGGUUGCAAGAGGACUCUUAGCAAACCCGGCCAUGUUUGCUGGAUAUGAGGAAACCCCUCUGAAAUGCAUCUGGGACUGGGUUGACCUUGCUCUUGAACUUGGAACUCCUUAUAUGUGUUUCCAUCAACACUUAAUGUACAUGAUGGAAAAGAUAACUUCAAGGCAAGAGAAAAGAGUUUUUAAUGCUUUGUCAAGCACAACAGCAGUCUUAGAUUACCUAACAGACCAUUAUGGGAUUUGACUGGACUUCCUAAGUUAUUUUAAUACAUACUUUAAAGGAAGAGUGUUUAACAUUUUUAUAUUAAAUAAAACUUUUUACUUUAAUACUAAAAGUA